AUGGAAGGCGAGCCGAUCACAGUGAUCGAGCUGCCCACGGACGUGCUGCGAUUCGAGUACAACGGCAAUCGCCAGUGCUGGCACUACGGCUGGCGCUCCAACCGCUUCAACUGCACGACCAAGCAUGUGCUCAUGGUGUACAUCUUUGAACAAGCGGGCGCGGACGAACUCGAGUGCAUCGACGUGCUCUCGUCGCCGCAGUUUACCGUCUGCUCGAGUCGCCGCAGCUCCAAGGCGCUAGCGGCCGACGCGGCGCCGUCGCUGCAGGCGUCGGACGACGAAGACACGAAUAGCAGCAGGCGAGUGGCCAGCGACCAGACCUCUGCGUUGUCGUCCUACGGCGCCCGUCGUACCCGGUCGCCGCCGCCCGAGUCGAGCCAAGCGACGAAGCGGCCGCGCACCGCGUCACCCUCGGACCGCGACCGCGCGAUCGUCGACGCGCUGGCGUUCUGGGACCUCUGCCUCGCGACCAUGAACGUGCAGGUCACGUCCAUCGUGCAGCGCGACUCGCCGUUCUUCGAUGCGUUCAACGCGAUCCUCGCGGGCCUCUUCCGCCAAGACUUCGUGCAUUUCGUGCGGCAGCACCUGCGCGCGCCUCCGAUGCCCGACUUUCUCGCGUCGUUUGAGGAGCUUUUGGUGGCGAUUGCGGCGCAAAUCAAAGGCGCGCUCGGCCACACGUCGCUCUCGCAGUGGCUCCAGCUCGUGCAGCUCGACGCUGACUGGCACCCGACGGCCACGAUCGGGACGUGGCUGCCUGUCUACAUUGCCUUUGUCGAAAACAUGCAACACGCGCAAUGGUACUCGGGCAACGUCAUCCAUAGUGACAGCCUCCUCAUGGGCACGUGGCGGCGCGAGUCAAGCGUCAAGCACCCGAGCCUUGUGGUCGCGACGGCGCUCGACUACAGCUCGCUCUACUGGACGUGCUCGAGCCUUGGUCCGAAUACCAUCCAGGUGCGCUGGGACGACGCGCUCUGCGGGCCAUGGAUUGUCUUGCAGCUCGAGCACGAGAAUUCGGCCAUGCCCCAAGUCCACACGCAGCUGCUCUCGAUCGGCGGUCUCUCGUCCAUUGGCACCGAGUGGCUCCUCUGCGGCACGCGCGCGUGGCGCGAGAACCAAGACGACACGCUCGUCAUCGAGUGGUACUAUUGGCCCAAGGUGAUUGGCGCGCCGCGGAAGCGCAUGCGCGAGCGCUUCACGCUGCUCCCGAGCUCGUCCGACCGGCUCAUGUGCCAGCUCUUUGUCGAGUACUCGGAUGCUGUCCCGGUCAUGGACCCCGUCGACAUGGUACAGCGCAUGCUGCUGCCUGCCAAUUGGCAAGUGCAGCAGAUGAUCCCGCAGUACUACGCCCGCUGCGGUGCGGCCAUCGAGGCAUACGACGCAGACCAGUAG
Messenger RNA from Saprolegnia parasitica CBS 223.65, 1389 nucleotides. RefSeq lists its product as hypothetical. The record is from RefSeq and is a predicted model, not a curated record. NCBI's taxonomy places the organism in Eukaryota, Oomycota, Saprolegniomycetes, Saprolegniales, Saprolegniaceae. The transcript is spliced from 7 exons. Bases 1 to 1389 code for a protein of 462 amino acids.